AUGCCCAGCAUUAGCAGAAUCCUCGUCCUCUUCGGUGUCGCCGUCGUAUCUUUAGCAGACUCUUGGGGCCCCGCUUUUUCUUUAGGCCCCACUUCCCCCAACUCUGCGGUCAUUGAAAGCUUCACUACGUUUAUUCCGGGGAAACCUCCUACUAACCCGCAAGACGCACUGUUCUUGUGGCCCGGUACUAGCAAUGCGACCAGUGGUCUAAUUCAAUCCGGCGCUGACCAGCUGAGGGAUCAGAAGGCGUAUUGUGGCGCAAAUGCGACUUCGUGGUGUGUUUCGGCGAGUUACUUUGGCGUCGGAGGCCAAAAGAGCGGUCCUCUCGUCCCAGUCGAUGGAAAUACCCCUAUCGACAUCCACUAUAAACUCGCAUCAGAUCAACGCACAUGGGACCAAACCGUAACUGUUAAUGGGAAAGUCAUUUCAACUCUUCAGAGCUUCGACGGACCUCUCAUCCAAGGUGGCUGGGGUACAGGAACUGAAUGUCAAUCCAACUGCCGUGGUACCAUCUCAACUCAGACGUACAAGAACACGAAAAUCAUCCUAUCUCGUGCUGACCCUGAUUUCAAGAAUACGCUGGGUGUUGGAGGUGGGGUUCAGCAUACUGGAUUGACAACGCCGGAUGGGGGAAAGACGUGGACGGUUACUCAGAUUACGAUUCCGCCUUAUACGGCACCUUGA
Marasmius oreades (fairy-ring Marasmius) is the source of this 684-nucleotide messenger RNA. RefSeq lists its product as uncharacterized. The transcript is spliced from 5 exons. Lineage: Eukaryota; Fungi; Basidiomycota; Agaricomycetes; Agaricales; Marasmiaceae. The coding region runs from base 1 to 684 and encodes 227 amino acids. The record is from RefSeq and is a predicted model, not a curated record.